AUGGCUAUCUUAGGAGCACAUGAUGUGUGGGAGAUAGUCGAGAAAGGCUUCGUUGAACCGGAGAAUGAUGGUGGUUUAUCUCAAAAACAAAAGGAUGGUUUGAGAGAUUCAAGGAAGAGAGACAAGAAGGCUCUCUGUCUAAUCUAUCAAGGAUUAGAUGAAGAUAUAUUUGAGAAGGUUGCUAGAGCAAAGACAUCCAAAGAAGCAUGGGAGAAGCUUCAGACAUCUUACAAGGGAGCGGAACAAGUUAAGAAGCAAGUACCAAGAGCAUGGAACACUCGGAUUGAUAAGUACUUCAAGGAGAAAUGCUUCAUCAAGUGUCUAUAUGAGCAUGAACUUUGUAUCAAAACUCAAAACAACGAUAUAUUGAUUGCAUGCUUAUAUGUUGAUGACUUGAUAUUCACUGGCAACCAUCCGAUUAUGUUUGAAGAUUUCAAGAUGGAGAUGAGAAAGGAGUUCGAGAUGACCGACAUUGGAUUGAUGUCAUACUACCUUGGCAUUGAAGUAAAGCAAGAAGAAAAUGGAAUCUUCAUUACUCAAGAAGGCUAUGCUAAAGAGGUGCUUAAGAAGUUCAAGAUGGAUGACCCAAAUCCAGUUUGCCCGCCAAUAGAAUGUGGAGUCAAGUUAUCAAAUGAAGAAGAAGGAGAGAGUGUGAAUCCAACACUCUUUAAGAGUUUGGUUGGAAGCUUACGAUAUCUAACGUGCACAAGGCCCGACAUCCUACACGCAGUUGGAGUUGUGAGUCGAUACAUGGAGCAUCCAACAACAACUCAUUUCAAGGCAGCCAAGAGGAUCCUACGCUAUAUCAAAGGUACAAUCAACUUUGGCUUGUAUUACUCUAUUUCUGACGAUUACAAGCUUGUUGGAUAUAGCGAUAGCGAUUGGGGUGGAGACGUAGAUGACCAGAAAAGCACAAGUGGCUUCGUGCUUUAA
Brassica oleracea var. oleracea is the source of this 933-nucleotide messenger RNA. RefSeq lists its product as uncharacterized. Lineage: Eukaryota; Viridiplantae; Streptophyta; Magnoliopsida; Brassicales; Brassicaceae. Bases 1 to 933 code for a protein of 310 amino acids. The transcript is spliced from 2 exons. The record is from RefSeq and is a predicted model, not a curated record.